UCUUUUCUGCCGGGAGCAAACCUCUUUCUCUUCCGGUUGUCGUCUGUUCGUGUGGCAGAUUAACUAGUGUCGAAAUGGCAAAGUCCAAGAACCACACCACCCACAACCAGUCCCGUAAAGCCCACAGGAAUGGCAUCCACAAGCCCACAUCUCAGCGCUACGAGUCUCUGAAGGGGGUGGACCCUAAAUUCCUGAGGAACAUGCGCUUUGCCAAGAAGCACAACAAGAAGGGCAUGAAGGCAGCGCAGAAGAAGGCAGCACCUCAGGCGGCAGCACCUUGAGUGAAAUGAUCUGUCCUCCGGUCACUUCCCUGUCUGCCUAUGUUCAUGUUUCCACCAUCACAAUAAAGCUAUGCUUUGUUAACAAACCAA
This is a messenger RNA of Labrus bergylta (ballan wrasse), 371 nucleotides long. It is a transcript of the gene rpl29, whose product is annotated as ribosomal protein L29. The record is from RefSeq and is a predicted model, not a curated record. Gene Ontology annotation, molecular function: structural constituent of ribosome. Gene Ontology annotation, cellular component: cytosolic large ribosomal subunit; ribosome. NCBI's taxonomy places the organism in Eukaryota, Metazoa, Chordata, Actinopteri, Labriformes, Labridae. Gene Ontology annotation, biological process: cytoplasmic translation.